UCCACAUCAUUCCAACCUCUCUCUCUCUCUCUCUCUCUCUCUCUUCUCUCUCUCUUCUCCAACUCACCCCCGUGUACUCAUCCAUCCCCAUUCUCCACAAUGAUUCUCCCCUUCCACUCUCACCCUCUUUCUUCCCCAUUUUGCUGCCAUUCCCUCUCCGGCAUUGCACAACAACACAUUAUUAGCUUCUGAGCUUCAAGAAUAUGCACAUUCAACAAGCUCUGGAGAUCUCUUGCUUCAUCCCUUCCACACCUCCCUGUUUAAAGUCUCCAUUGGACCACCAUUCAAGAUGAGAUUAGGUUUUCCUAAAGAUGAUCUGGAAUCAUCCACCGGGCAAAGCUUAGAUGGGAGUUUCAGGAAGCCAGGGUCUGUCACUUCAUUUCAUACCACCUCCAGCGCGUCGGGCAAGUUUGUGCCUACAUCAAAAAGAGCGUAUAAAGUUCUCAAGGAUUAUGCAGCAAAACUUGUUGACAUUGAUUUGUUUACACGUAUUCUGGAAGAGUGGGUUCAGGAAAAUUUAUAUCCUGAUAAUGGUAAUAGUGAACAAUCGUUUAGUUCCCCUUUUCUGAUCGAUGAACUCCGUGCCCUGGAUUAUGCGUUGGAGGGGAUUCUAUUUCAGCAGCUAUUUCGUAUGCCUUGUUCACCGUACAGCUGUGAUAAUCUAAAAGAAGACGAGUAUCUAGCACUGGAAGAUUUUCUGCAUACCAUUGCAGAUGGUUUGUGGCACACGUUUUGGCAUAAAAGUAAACCAAUGCCAUAUUUUGUCUCUUGUCCUCGCUACCCGGGAUCAAAGUUUUACACCUUGGAGAAAGCGUUAUCAAGAGGAAGACUCGGAGGGCUCUCGGGGGCUGCUCUGAUGUCAAGAACUAGGGAUACUCCACAUGUUCGUUGGGAUGAUGUUGUCGAGUUUGCACUGUUUAAAACCGAUAUUCUGAUGGGAAACGGGCUUGGAUUUUCCACGGCUGUUGUUUGUGAAGCUCUCUUCUAUGGCAUUCACGUUCUUCUUUCGAGGAGUUUGAGUAGGUAUAGUUCUGUAGAUGGUGAUUCGGUUUUUAUUUUAGUUCUGGACUCGAAAUUUGGAGGCGUGGUGAAACUGGGAGGCGAUCUUGGUAAUCUUGAAGUGGAUUUAGUUAACCCGUAUCAGUCCAUGGCAGAAUGGAUGAAGUGUCACGCAGAAAUUAGCAUUUCCCCGGUGGAUAGGAUUUGGAACAAGCUAGGAAAUGUGAACUGGGGGGACUUAGGAACUCUACAGUUAAUUUUGGCAACAUUUUACUCUAUAUGUCAGUGGAACGGACCGCCUAGAAAGUCGAUCGCUUCGCUUGCAGCCGACCACAGCCUUCGUCUCCAAAAGCGCAGGAUUGAAUGUCGUCUUAUCGAGAAUGAAAACGCACUGGUUCCUUACGAGAAUACUAGUGACCAUCAUGGAGAAAUUGUGGAACUCGAGAAGCUAAAGCCGAGGAAGCAAGGGUCCCGGUUACAUCUUAAGCGAGGCGAAAUUGUUCUCCUAGAAGACCAUAGCCUCGGGCAGAAGCAGUUCCAAGUUCACGAGCCUCUACCCGACUACUCGUGUUCGUACAUUGGAGUUGCUUUGGAUUGUCCCCCGGACUCCUUGACUUUGCACUUUGGCGCUCAUCCUUCUCGUCUCGAGCCUUCUUGGGAAGACAUGAGUCUAUGGUACCACGUGCAGAGGCAAACCAAAGUACUAAACAUGUUCCGGGAGCAGGGAAUUUCGAGUAAAAACCUGCCUGAAAUCGUAGCCUCGGGCAGAAUGAUGCACUCGGGUCCCUGCGAGAAACCGAGCCAGAAAGGCUGCUGUGAUCAUCCCUGGUGCGGGACUCCCGUACUCGUUACAUACCCCGUAGGGGAGCCACUUUCAUCCGUCAUUGCUCGUGAUGGCCCGUUUUCCCCUCAAGAAGCCAUACGCUGCUGCCAUGACUGCUUAGCCGCCCUACGAAGUGCAAAAACCGCCAACAUCCAACACGGUGACAUAUGCCCCGAACACAUAAUUCGCGUAGCUAGCAGCAGCAGCCACUCCUACGUCCUCGUGUCGUGGGGCCGUGCAGUUCUCGAGGAACGGGACAGCCCCGCAAUGAACUUACAAUUCUCAUCAGCUCACGCACUUCAGCACGGGAAACUCUGCCCAUCAUCCGACACCGAGAGCCUCGUCUACCUCAUCUACUUCAUCUGCGGUGGAGCCAUGCAGCAGCAAGAUUCCAUCGAAUCGGCAUUGCAAUGGAGGCAGAGAUCCUGGGCAAAACGCGUGAUCCAACACAGACUUGGCGAGGUCUCGGCUCUCUUGAAGGCGUUUGCUGAUUAUAUAGACAGCCUGUGUGGAACACCGUACCCGGUGGACUAUGAUGUUUGGCUGAGGAGACUGAACCAUGCUGCAGAUGUCUCAGGAGACAGAGGGAAAAGGAUUGAAGAUGUGGUUGAGACAGAGGAUAUGGGAGAGUAUUCUGGGAACUCUGCUGGCAGAAACUGUUGAUGAUGUUGAAAAAAGUUUAAUUUUUUUAUUCAAGUUUGGUGGAUUUUAGGAAAUUGGUUAUUGUUUGUUGAUUUAAACUCAGAAGAGUAGACUGAUUAUAGUUUAUGGUCAUGAAAAUAUGCUGAUUCUUGU
Ipomoea nil (Japanese morning glory) is the source of this 2617-nucleotide messenger RNA. RefSeq lists its product as uncharacterized. The coding region runs from base 290 to 2485 and encodes 731 amino acids. Lineage: Eukaryota; Viridiplantae; Streptophyta; Magnoliopsida; Solanales; Convolvulaceae. The transcript is spliced from 3 exons. The record is from RefSeq and is a predicted model, not a curated record.